GAAGAGAGCGAGUCCAAUGGAAGCCUUCGUCGUAGCCCGGAGUAGACAAUCGACCUGCAAUUUAGCCUAAAAAAGAGAACCUAUUUGCUCGGAUGGAGUUAUAAACUGCAUCUUUUACCUCCGUGGUCCGGAUCUGAGCUUCUUCCCCGGAAGAGUUUGCGACGCGCCGGUUCGGCCUGCUAGCGGCGGGCCUUGUUUAUACUCCCGAACAGGGCAGCUCGGAGCGGGGGAAGGAGGGGAAGGAGGCCCCGGUCCUGAGCCACUCGUUACGGCCGCUUCGGCUCCGGACGGCGGUUUGUGCGGAUCGGCCCUUUAGCUCACCAAAGAAUAUGACCCAGAUGCAACAAUGACGUCCAGAUUUGGUAAAACCUAUAGCCGCAAAGGAGGGGAGGGCACGUCCAAGUUCGACGAGGUUCUGUCCACCAAGCGAGGCACCCUCAGCACCAAAUGGGGCGACACCACCUACAAAGCCAAGGUGGGCUCCAAGCGGGCCGGCGCUCCCCGGAACGACUCGGUCCUGGAGGUGUAUAAGAGGCCCCGCCCCUGUGGGGACGGCCUGGACGACCCGUUCGGGUUCGACAGUGACGAGGAGUCCAAGCCAGUGUCGUCGCGCAGCGGCAGCAAGUCAUCGCCCGCCAAGCCGGCAUCGGCGGAGCCGCCGCGGGCCGAGAGGCCGGGCGUCUCUCUGGGAGCGGGCAGCAGGUCCAGCGUUCAGGGGGGAUCCGGCGCCCGGGCUUCGUCAUGGCUGCCCGGAGAGAAGAACCAGGCCAGGGCGGCGGACAACACAGAGCGGUUCUUCAACAGCAGCGGUGGAAGCAUAGGAUCGUCCAAACAGAGCUCCUCCACCACUGCCUCCUUAUUGCCGCCGUUUGAGAACCAACACAGCUACUCGUGGUACCAGAACGCCUCCGAGAGCGACAGGCAGCCGCUGGCGCAGACCACCACCCUGAAGACCGGGUCCGAGGCCGAGUCCACGUACGACUCCUGGGACGUUAUCAUGGGCCUCCGGCCGCCCUCGCCCACGCAGGAACCUCGCAACCCCGCCCCCACGCUCUCGUGGGCCUCGGCGGGAGUCACCGCCCCCGGCUUCGACCCGGCGCGGAGCCGGCACGAGAAAGCCCCGUCCCCCCCGCGGCUCGCCCACAGCGAGGAGCUCCGGGGCGACUCCGACCCGAUGGAGCCGUCCGAUUUCUCCCACACGUCCACUUCCACUUCCUCUUCACUUGAAAGAAACUCAAACUGUCGGACAUACAGGAGGCCGAACAAACAGGGCAAAACCCCGGACUCUAGCGGCUUCGCCAGCACAGUCUUUGGCUCCGAUCUUUCCAAACCUUCCUCCGACGGCAGCGCCAAAAGCACGAGCGGAGGGGGGAACCGGGGCCGGACGAGGGACUACACGGUGCUGCACCCCUCCUCCAUGUCCAUGUGUAACGUCACCUUCCAGGACCGCGCCGUGGAGGAGUUCAGUACGGACGCGGCGCCCUCCGGUGGCGGCAGCGGUGCCGGUUCGGGUGACACGACUCAGAUCGGAGAGGCGGGAUGGCAGCGGAAGAAGACCGAGCAACAGAGUACAAGGUUCAGACAGACGCAGACCAAGUCGAAGAAGGUCAGUAAGCCGGACCUGUUCGGCUUCGAGGACGCAGACCCCGCCCAGGACGAGAACAGCUCCGACAACGCCGACGGCCACUCCAGCUACAAGAUCAAAUACUUCGGCUUCGACGACAUGAGCGACAGCGACGGCGCCGGGGACGACAACGGCGAGGACUACGGCCGCCACAAAGAGAGGCGGCGGCGGAGGGCCAAGAUGGCCGUUGACAUGGAGACGACGCUGGUCCCGGAGGAGGAGACGCUGACGGAAGAGCCGCCCGAUCCGUUCGAGAGGCUGGAGAUGCUGGAACAGCCGGCGAUGAAGGAGGACAGGAAGAACUCUGAGAGGCAGGAGAACAAGGCCAGAUCAGUCCUGGACGUCCUGGACUUCUCGGAGGACGACCUCAGGGUGGUGGCGAGCGGGCCCCGGAGGCCGCCUCAGAGCAAAUCCGCCGACAAGAACCCAGACACCUUCCGGAGGAUCUUCAGCGCCCAGAAGAAGUCUCCCACCAAAGCUGUGUACAACGCCAGACACUGGACGGUGGACAGCGAGGAGGAGCCUCCUCCGCCUUUCUUCUCACGGACUCACUCGGCCCCCGCGUCGGUGUCAUCCGGAGGACCCAGCAAGGAGCCCCAGGAGUCCCAGAAGGACGACGGCGUCUUCAAGGCCCCGCCCCCUCCGCCCAAGGUCACGAAGUGUGUGACCGUGCCCACGGAUCCCUACCAGGACACGGUGACGACGCUCAAGUGUCGCAAGGAGCACAAAGAGCUGUACACCGUCGUCCAACACGUGAAGCAUUUCAACGACGUGGUGGAGUUCGGGGAAAACCAGGAGUUCACGGAUGACUUCGAGUACCUGGCGACUGGUCUGAAGAGCGGACAGCCUCUCAACACCCGCUGCCUCAGCGUGAUCAGCCUGGCCACGCGCUGCGCCAUGCCCAGCUUCAGGAUGCACCUCCGGGCCAGAGGGAAGGUGGCUCAGGUCUUCAAAACGCUCAACGACGCCCCGCAACACCCGAACUUGGCUCUGUGCACGGCGUCCCUCAUGUACAUCCUGAGCAGAGACCGCCUCAACAUGGACCUGGACCGGUCCUGCCUGGACCUGAUGAUCCGCCUGCUGGAGCUGGACCAGGACCAGGGCGCCGGCGCCGACUCCACGGUCCAGUUCAGCGCCCGAGAGAUCGCCAAAAUAAAGGAGAAGAUCAGGAAGCUGUGCGACACCGUGCACAACAAGCACCUGGACCUGCAGAACAUCACGACGGGUCAUUUAGCCAUGGAGACGUUACUGUCGCUGACCUCCAAGCGGGCAGGAGACUGGUUCAAGGAGGAGCUGCGGCUGCUGGGGGGCCUGGACCACAUCGUGGACAAAGUGAAGGAAUGCGUGCACAACUUGAACCGCGAGGACGACAAGGAGAAGCUGGUGUCGUCGCUGUGGGGGGCCGAGAGGUGUUUACGGGUGCUGGAGAGCGUUACGGUCCAUAACCCGGAGAACCAGAGCUACCUGAUCGCCUACAAAGACUCGUCGCUCAUCGUCUCCUCUGCCAAGGCUCUGGCGAGGUGUGAGGCCAUGAUCCAGCGUUACAGCCGGGAGGUGAACGCUGACGGAGCCGUGGUGGGGAAGGCGGUGGAGGACUGCAUGAGGGCCAUCAUCGGAGUCCUGCUCAACCUGACGCACGACAACGAGUGGGGCAGCACAAAGACGGGCGAGCAAGAGGAUUUAAUAGUGACGGCUCUGAACUGCGUCCUCAAAGUCCCUCAGUAUCUUCCUCAGGAGCAGCGGUUCGAUAUCCGAGUGCUGGGUCUGGGCCUGCUGAUUAACCUGGUGGAGUACAGCGCCAGGAACAGGUACUGCCUGAUGGAGAUGGAGAUGGAGGGAGGUCAGGGUCCCUGCGACUCCACCGUGCUGCUCAACCCCCAGAACCAGAACCAGAACCUGAACCAGGACAUCGGCUGCAGCACCGGGCCACUCAGCGCCAUCGCAGCACUCGUACAGCUCUUCCUCCAGCGCGAGCGAGCCGCCGUGCUGGCCGAGGCGCAGACUGAUGACCUCAUCAAGGAGGCGCCCAAGCCGGCGCUGGACCAGAGCGGCGAGUGGCAGGAGACCGGCGGGGAGAUCCAGUGGGUCGCCAACGACAACCAGGCCGACAAGCCGGACGAGGGCAAGAAGAAGGCGGCGGACGAGGAGGAGGAGGAGCUGGAUCUCAACAAAGCUCUGCAGCAUGCAGGGAAGCACAUGGAGGACAGCAUCGUGGCCUCAUACACAGCACUGCUGCUGGGAUGCCUCUGUCAGGGGAGCCCUUUGAAUGUGACUACUGUGAGAGAGAACCUGCCCAAAGGAGAUUUCUCCAUCAUGACAGAAAUGCUGAAGAAGUUCCUGAACUUCAUGAACCUCACCUGUGACGUCGGCACCACCGGACAGAAGUCCAUCUCCCGCAUCAUCGACUAUCUGGAGCACUGCUAGGAGACACACACACACACGCACACACACACGCGCACACACACACACACACACACACACACACACACACACACACACACACACACACACCUCAUUCUUCUCUCAGAUAACAUUUGCAUUCUUUUUUUUGUGUGUCUUAGUUCUGUCUUCAUGAAAAUCCCCUGAAAUUGCUGAGUUUUGCAGCAAUGAUCCUUUUUUCUUCCCUGCCAUUGUUCAUUUUUCCUCUUAAGCGUGGCGUCUCUUCGCCGUCUGCCCUCUCUGCCCGGCCGCCCGUUCACAUCGAUCUUCCCCAGAUUGGACUGAAGCUGCCGUUUGAUUUUCCAGCGGCUCUCGGCUCCGCUCGGUGAAAGAAAACUACUGACCACAAUAGCCGCUCCGCUCCCGCUUUGAAGGCGGCGACCCCGAGUCGCCCGCCGCCGCCUGGUUCCUCUCACGCUGCGUCCACCUCUCAAUCCGUGGCCCCUCCCCCCCUCCAUCCCCCCGCUCACACACCUGACAUGCCGCCGCUCCGCGGGCCGCUCAAACUUCUUCCUCCCAAAGUUUUCCACACAAUCGAUCGCUCCACAUCAGAGCUGCGAGUCCCCCGCCGGGCCCGAGCCCUCCCAGACCCAGAACCUGUCCUCCUCCAGCUCCUUUCAAUUACGCCGCCUUCAGCCGCGGCACAAAGGACGGCGGGACGCUCGGGUCCGAGGGGUGAAGGCAAACCGGGUUCUGUCUUUUUGAAAGCCCGGCCACCAGCGGAGCGGCUUUCAGCUCCAAGCCUCAAACCCAAAAUCCUCUGAGAUUCUUUCCCUCUUCUUCAGACCGAGAGGAAAAUAAUCCCCAAACAGAUUUUUGCCUUUUCGUGGUUUUAAGCUGCCACUUUGUGUCGAGAAAUUGAAGGGAUAAUGAGCUGCAACUUCCUCCCUCAUCCCAGCUGAGAGUCCAGGACGACAUUUCCCAUGAUGCCUCGGGAGUGCAAGCACACUUUUUCAUUUAAAUUCGAUCUUUUUAAGCGUGAAGCUACCAAAGUAUCUGAUUCAGCUGUCAAUCAUCACGUCCCGCCUCCCUCUUUAUUAAUCUUAAUUUAAUCCUUUAUCUGUUUAAACGUGAUGGAAAUAAUAAAUAAAAUAAAUGGAAAUAAUAAAUUAAGUUUUCCCACGUUCCUCAGCCGUUUGCGUCGGCGCAAUACCGUCUUUAUCCAACAGGUGGCAGCAGUGAGUCAACGCUCCCCUGAGUUUCUCUAUUUUCCGUUAAUGUUGGUGUCAAAAUCUUCUGUUCUUGGACUGAAUGAAGCGACUCGCUGCUCCACCUGGUGGCCCGAGGCGGUACUGCAGAGGGAAUCCGCUUUAUUUCUCCGUUUGUUUGACUUGUGUCAUCCUGUUCUGUGUUCAUUCUUCAUGUAGACACACACACACACACACAAACACUCUCUCUCAAACACACACACACACACACACACACACACACCCACACACACUCCCACACUCUCCCCCCUUUUUUUUUUUAAGAAAAAAAGUUUACAAGAGCUUUAUUCACAGACGUCUGCGAGAAUGAAUGGAAGAGCUUUCUGUACAUAGUUCCUGUAAAUAGAUGUCGGGUGGGUCGAGGUCA
Messenger RNA from Salarias fasciatus (jewelled blenny), 5638 nucleotides. It is a transcript of the gene waplb, whose product is annotated as WAPL cohesin release factor b. Lineage: Eukaryota; Metazoa; Chordata; Actinopteri; Blenniiformes; Blenniidae. Bases 347 to 4048 code for a protein of 1233 amino acids. The record is from RefSeq and is a predicted model, not a curated record. The transcript has 20 exons.